Molecule: messenger RNA, 1731 nt
Organism: Bipolaris oryzae ATCC 44560
Lineage: Eukaryota; Fungi; Ascomycota; Dothideomycetes; Pleosporales; Pleosporaceae
Product: glycoside hydrolase family 13 protein
Exons: 5
Coding region: 1-1731 (576 amino acids)
Biological process (GO): oligosaccharide catabolic process
Molecular function (GO): alpha-amylase activity
Source: RefSeq, a predicted model, not a curated record
AUGCCACAACAUGACGUGGUUAAAACUAAGCCCGUUUGGUGGAAGGAGUGCGUCGUAUAUCAAAUCUACCCAGCUUCAUUCCGGGACACGAACGAUGACGGUCAUGGCGACAUUCGCGGCAUCAUAGAGAUGCUAGACUACAUGAAAAAGCUUGGAGUCUACAAAAGCCCUCAGUUCGACAUGGGAUACGACAUAUCCGACUAUAAAUACAUAGAUCCGAAAUACGGCAGUUUGGAAGAUGUUGAUGAGCUGAUUGAAAAGCUUCGUCAACGGGACAUGAAGCUGAUGAUGGACCUCGUGGUGAACCACACUUCAAAUCAGCACUCUUGGUUUCUCGAGUCACGCUCUUCCAAGGAAAAUCCCAAGCGGGACUGGUACAUUUGGAAGAAGGGUAAGGUGAAUGAAGAUGGCAAGCUUGUUCCUCCCAACAAUUGGUGCCGAACUCUGGACUCGACGCAAUCGGCCUGGGAGUGGGAUGAGACGACACAAGAAUACUAUCUAUCCAUAUUUUCGAAGGAGCAACCAGACCUCAACUGGGAACAUCCAGAUGUGCGAGCCGCAGUGCAUGACAUUCUCCGAUUCUGGCUGGAUCGUGGUGUCUGUGGGUUUCGCAUGGAUGUCAUAGACCACAUCUCCAAAGUGCAGAGCUUUCCGGAUGCUGAGGAGACGAUCCCAGGUCAGGAUUACCAGCCUGGCCAUAAUUUCUACGCCAAUGGGCCGCGGCUGUAUGAAUUUUUGCAAGGAAUGAGAGACGUGCUCGAUGAAUAUGAUACAAUCACGGUCGGUGAGAUGCCCUUUGUGAAUGACGAGGACGAAAUUAUCCGCACAGUUGGAUUACAGGGGCCGUUGGACAUGAUAUUUCUCUUUGAGCUGUUGAAUGUGGACAAUGCGCCUGGCGAAUCCAAAUGGUCCUUCAGAGAAUGGGAUGCAACUGAUAUGAAGCGAAUUCACGAGCACAUCCAACGAUUGAUGAUUGAAAGGGACGGAUGGAACUCGAUCUUCUGCGAGAAUCACGAUACGCCAAGAUCACUUUCACGGUUUGCGGAUGACAGCGACGAGUGGCGUGAGUAUGCAGCCAAAAUGCUUUGCACCAAGCAUACGACACUGGGAGGCACAGAGUACAUUUACCAGGGCGAGGAGUUGGGUAUGCGCAAUAUUCCUGAAGAAUGGCCCAUGACGGAGUACAAGGAUAUUGAGUCUCAGAGCUUCUGGAAGUUUGCCAGCAAGCAAUACGCCAACAACCACCGCAAGCUAGAGUAUGCGAAAAAGAUGAUUCAGCUCAAGGCUCGUGAUCAUACGCGUACCCCAAUGCAAUGGGAUGCUUCUCCAAAUGCUGGUUUCUGCAAGGCCAACGUCAAGCCAUGGAUGCGAGUCAACGACGAUUAUCCCACUGUCAAUGCUGUGGCACAGUUGGAUGAUCCUGACUCUGUGUUCUCCUACUGGAAGCGUUGCUUGGCAUUCCGCAAGGAGCACAAAGAUGUUUUCAUUUAUGGUGGUUUCGAAAUUAUAGAUCCAGAUGAUAAGGAUGUGGUAGCCUUUCGACGCUUUUCAAAAGAAGAGAGCUGGGUGACUGCCACAAACUUUACUGGAAAAGAUUUGGAAUGGUCGGGACUCGGAGAUCUCAAGGUUAAGGAGUGGGUUAUUGGGAAUUACCCGCUCGAUGCGCACAAUAGUAAUGCAGGCCCCCCACUCAAUUUGAGACCGUGGGAAGGCAUCAUAGGAAGAUGUUGA